This is a messenger RNA of Papaver somniferum (opium poppy), 747 nucleotides long. Its product is annotated as cold-regulated 413 inner membrane protein 1, chloroplastic-like. The record is from RefSeq and is a predicted model, not a curated record. The transcript has a single exon. NCBI's taxonomy places the organism in Eukaryota, Viridiplantae, Streptophyta, Magnoliopsida, Ranunculales, Papaveraceae. Bases 113 to 571 code for a protein of 152 amino acids. Gene Ontology annotation, cellular component: membrane.
UUCUGUAUAACUCAAACCCACAAUUCCUUCUUCUUCAUUUUCACUCAAUCACAACCAAUAUCCCCUUGAAAAUUUAACACCCAUAAAAAUUAUCAGAUCAUGGGAAAAAUAAAUGGAGCUGGCUCAUUGUUGUCACCUCAAACCUCCAAUGGGUCUGUGUCACUGCUUCAGCAGUUUUAAUAAUUGCAAUAAAUCAUUUCUUGUUCCUCUGUUCAUUUUACAAGCACCGGAAGAGAUUUUUACUUGGAUCAAGGGUGAAAAUGGUGUUUGGGCGGUUUUCUUGGCCCUUGCCUUUAAACUGUUUUACAUCUUUCCAAAAGAACUGGAGUUACCUCUUUAUGCGAUGUUGUUCGUAAUUGCUUCUCCUCAACAAGUGGUUAAAUUGAGAGGAACCCAAACUGGUUCUCUUAUUUCUUUGUUGAUUGCAGGGUUUUUGGCUUUUCAACAUUUCUCAGGGAUCGGGUUUGGAAAUUUGCUGAAAGGGUUUCAGCCAGGUUCUAUUGUUGCUACUGUUGGUGUUAUUGGUAUCACUCUUGCUCCAUUAAUGCUCUUGAUUGGAUCCAAAUUAUGAACGGAUGGAUGAAUCUGUGAUGAAACAGAUUUUAGGAAGAAAAUUGGGACUUUGUGUAAUCUUUUUUAUGUGAUUUUCUUUUUGUAAUACAUGUAUAUUAGGAUUUGUCAUGUUUGUAAUACGGCGAACCAAAUUCUAACUUCCAAAUUUCUAAUGCAUAAUAAAAAUCCAGAUGA